GGCCGGCAGCGCUCCCGGCCCCGCCUCGCCCGGCCGCCAUCUUGGCUGGUUGCCGCGGCCGCGCCGCACGGGCAGCUGCGGGGGUCGCCGUCCUGCGCCGCUCUGCCGUUAUUUCCCCCUUCCCUUCUCCUUUUCGCCCUUCUCCCCUCCCUCGCUUGGCCCCCGGCUGCGGGCAGGCGGCGCGUCCCGGCGGCGGAGGGGCCUGCGCUAGCAGGGAGAGAUGAGCAACAACAGCAACAAGAGAGCACCCACCACAGCAACCCAGAGGCUGAAACAAGACUACCUUCGAAUUAAGAAAGACCCAGUGCCUUACAUCUGUGCAGAGCCUCUCCCCUCUAAUAUCCUCGAAUGGCACUAUGUUGUACGGGGACCUGAAAUGACUCCUUAUGAAGGUGGCUAUUACCACGGGAAACUAAUAUUCCCCAGAGAAUUUCCUUUUAAACCUCCUAGUAUUUAUAUGAUUACACCCAAUGGAAGGUUUAAGUGUAACACAAGGUUGUGUCUUUCAAUCACUGACUUCCACCCGGACACAUGGAAUCCAGCGUGGUCAGUCUCAACAAUCUUGACAGGCCUGCUUAGUUUUAUGGUGGAGAAGGGCCCCACACUGGGCAGCAUAGAGACCUCAGAAUUCACAAAAAGGCAGCUCGCCGCACAGAGCUUAGCUUACAAUUUAAAAGACAAAGUCUUCUGCGAGCUCUUCCCUGAAGUGGUGGAGGAGAUUAAACAAAAGCAGAAAGCACAAGAAGAGCUCAACAACAGACCUCCAUCCCUCCCUUUACCAGAUGUUGUCCCUGAUGGAGAAGCACACUAUGGUCAGAAUGGAAUCCCCCUCCUCAAUGGGCACGUUCCCUUGGCACCUGCCAACCACCCUGGGCUCCAACAGGCCAACCGCAACCACGGACUCUUAGGCGGAGCUUUGGCGAACUUGUUCGUUAUAGUUGGUUUUGCAGCCUUUGCCUACACAGUCAAGUAUGUACUGAGAAGCAUAGCCCAAGAAUGAGGAGAAUAAAAGAAAUCCAAGACCAAAUUUAGUUGGUAGUUGCAGAAUUGAGUGGGACUCUUUGGGCAUCUGACUCUCUGACACUUGGAUGAGAUCUUUGUUUUGCCGACUGGUUGGCUCCUGGGUUAUGUGUGGGGAAUGGUGUAGUUUGGGUUAGGAAGCUUAAAAGCAGCUCAGCUCCCAGAUCUUCUCCUCUCUGCUCUCUAGCAGUGGCUCACAAACAAGUCAAAGCAUUAUUGAUGAGGUACCAACAUUUCUAGUGCUUUGAUUUUGUUGUUUUUGAUAGCAGUUCUCUCUCCAUCUGCUGUUUGAAACUGGAACAUCUUCAGCAAGCUCAGCUUUUGACUUCAUGGGACAGUCUUUAGUCACCAUUUCUGCAUAUCAUCUUUUCAGUAGGGGAGAGUCUCUGCAGGUGUUGAAAGGAUUCCAGUAGAGAUUCCUUGUGGACUUGGGUGACCAUUGAUGCUCCAGAAGUUGACUGGUUUCUUUUUCAUCUUUACCCUAGGCUGCACCUCAUUGCAUCUCUAGUCGGUAGUGAUUAGAUGUGUGAGGAAAAUAACAACAGUGUCUGUUCAGUGUGUUGUCUAAAUUGUCCCAGUGUCACUGAAGGGUUUAUUUUGGGCUACAAAAAGUGCAGUUGUUGGCCUUUAGGAGUUGAAGGAAAACCCCAAACCCUUUGGAAUCCUCCUUUGGUGGGGAUGCCCACAGCUGGUAUUGGGUUUGGCUUUGCUGACUCGCAGGUUGCCGGUUUGAGAGCUGUUGUGUCGAAAGCUGUAAUGCUGAGUUUUGCUCACAAGGUGCCACUGUGGAAAAAGACAACAACCCGACAAUAAAACUGCACAUACCCAUGGUGAGUUGAUUGUGUCUUCAGAAAAAGCUUCCCUGGAUUCCUUGGGCUUUGGUAAAUUGAGUAAACCCCUUCCCCAGCCCUUGUGAAGUCAAAAGGAGUCUGGGUAACAACUUCAGAGUCGACUGAAGCAUCACUACGUGAAGUAAACCCUUCAAAUGAGUUCCACUUCCACUUAAAGCUUUGCAGAAGCUCUUAAAACCAACAACCACAAGCCAAAAAACUACCCCCCAACCCUCCUAAUUCAUCUGCAGAAGCUUUUAGCUUCAAGUUUAUCACUCUUCCCCCUCCCCCAGACGAUGACUGCAAUGCUGAUCUUUGUUGAUAGGAUUACAGGGCUGUGGCUGAACACUCAAGUUCCAAAGGUAGUUCCAAAGUCUGCCUGCAAUUACUUGGAGCUGCUUGGUUUUUAUCACCCUUCCUCCUUCAUGUUGUCCAAAUGCUUUGUUUCAUCAAAGACAAACUGAACUGUGCCUUUCAUAAUUAGCAGUGAUGCCUUUAAUUGUCAGUUGUCUGCUCACUGUUAAGGGUAACAAAUUGAGGUGACAGCAGGGUAAACACCUGCAUCCCACUCCAUUGGGAAAGCCCUUUGGGCUUCUCUCCCUUGUCUGUUUGCAGACCCAAAUUUCUCUUUGGGCUUCUCUCCUUUGUUUGCAGACCCAAUUUUCUCUUUGGGCUUCUCCCCUAUGUCUGUUUGCAGACCCAAUUUUCUCUUUGGGCUUCUCUCCCUUGUCUGUUUGCAGACCCAAUUUUCUCUUUGGGCUUCUCUCCCUUGUCUGUUUGCAGACCCAAUUUUCUUUUCCCUUUUCAAACUUGUUUUCUCAACUUACCUUGGCUUGUAAACAAAGCUAUUGUUAAGCCAUGAGCCCUGCAGCUUAGAGCACCAAUGAAGGUGACCAAUCCUCUGCCACAGCUAUCAAAACUAGCAGGACAGCUCUAAAGAAACCUUUAAAGCACUUCUGAGGUAAGGAAGGACAGGGUGUAGGGAUUCAAUUUGGAACAGGCUGGGGUUUAAACUGUAUUUAUAACUCAUUUAUUUUUCUUCUUUGUGGUUUCACCAAAUCUUAUUUAUAUAUAUAUCAAUUUACCUCUUGUAGAUACUUCAGCAGCUCAGAAGCACCACUUGUAUCUAGCUGGAAAUGUUCUGUCAGGCUGGGAGAGUACUGGAAAGAAAGAGAGGAGAUGUCCUGUCCUCUCUGCAGUGUUUUCUAGGUUACUUGUCCAAAUAAUCUGGUUUUUGUUUUCCUCUUAAGCCUCUGGACCUGUAGCUGAGGCUUUUGUGCCUCGUAGCUAGAUGCUGGUAUGGUUCAAACACAUCUGUCUUCUCACAAUGCCUUUUUAUUACCACUGACAUCACCUCUAGGCACAAGCUUCUAAUCGGUGAUCGUAUGUUUUAGCUUCUUCUGGGAAGUUCUUUUGUGUCCACAUCAUAUGAAGACAAAAGGCAAAGGGGACUUUGACCGUGGUGUGUUUGCAUCUGUGAAAUGUACUUAACUGAGGGGGGGGGAAAGGCAGUAAACUCUGAAGGUGUUGAAUAAAGCAUUUUAUGAUGUGACCAGAAGUUGGCCUUAAGUUACUCCCAGGCAACCUGAAGGUGAAUCUUACGUUUUCAGUAAGUAGCACAAUUGGAAGCUGAAAAGAAAACAGAGCUUUGGUUAAAGCCUGGACAUGCUGCAUCGUUGUUGUCUGAGGAUUGGUUGUAUUUAAACCCCUAAACUUCCAGUUUGAGUUUCUCUUCAGUCCCCUGGAUUCAGAGGAAGACUUGGCAGUCAGUUUGGCUCCCAUCUGGUAGGAGCAGCAGCUGACUUGAGCCCUCACUCCUUGGGCUUCCAGCAUUUUGAUGCAUCUUGCUCCUUGGCCUUUGGCAACAGAAUUCUCCCUUUGGUAUCAGUUUUGCUGCUUUGUGUGUUUUAAAGGGCUGUGUAAAUCUGCACUAUCAGAGCUUUUCUUGUUACCAGACUCAUUUAGGUGAAGCAAACCCAUUCUUUAUGCAAACAAAAACAUGCUCCUGCCUUGAAGGACUGCCAUUAAUGAAUCCAACUAAAAGCUGGCCCUCAAGUCUCUGAUACUGGAGCAAAGAUCCACUUUGAAGCUGCAAUUCCAGAGAUUUCUGUGAGGUUAUAUCACAGGUGGUGUAGCUUGAGUCAGAAGAUCACUUGGUGAUAGCUUUCAAACUUCUCUUCAGGUUUUAAAUCCUGGAUCUGUCUGUAAUCAUUUCUCCUCCCUCCCCCUUCCUGUUUUGUUUUCAAGGUCAUGGAAGUUGCCUUCAGGCAUGCACUUGAGGAGCAGAAAUGACUGCCUUGUAAAGUUGUUUGUUCAUAAUAAACAUCCAUGAUGAAAUUUA
Messenger RNA from Pogoniulus pusillus (Red-fronted tinkerbird), 4191 nucleotides. It is a transcript of the gene UBE2J2, whose product is annotated as ubiquitin conjugating enzyme E2 J2. The transcript has 7 exons. Lineage: Eukaryota; Metazoa; Chordata; Aves; Piciformes; Lybiidae. Bases 221 to 1000 code for a protein of 259 amino acids. The record is from RefSeq and is a predicted model, not a curated record.